AGCGGUCGGUAACUAGUGGUGACAACAAUUAACCCUUUGACAUGACCGAGGGACGUGUUAUGAAAAGAUGAGUUAUCUUUUGGUUUUCGCGAGUGAUUGCGUGGUCGGUUAAUUCAGGUAUUUGAUGGACCUGAGACAAGUGUGAUCGGCCGAUUGUCGAAGAAUGGCGAACAAAAGCGCCCGGCUGCGAAAACUGUCGCUGCAGCGAAGUGUGCCCAAAGAAACGUCGGCGGCCAAACCCCGGCCCAAAGCUAAAAACAGUGAUGAGCAUGUAGAUGAGAAGGUGAAGAUAAGUAGUCCCGCAAGUCUGGUGUCCGAGGAGGAGCGGGAUAUGGUCCACCUCAAGGCCAACACGGCCUUCAAGGUCUUGAUUUCGGCCAGGAUUUGUGCCGCUAUCUGGAGCAACAUUUCCGACUGCGACGAGACCUUCAACUACUGGGAGCCGAUGCACUACAUGAUGUAUGGAAAGGGCAUGCAGACGUGGGAGUACUCGCCUGAGUAUGCCCUUCGCUCUUACGGCUACAUACUUUUCCAUGUGCUGCCUGCGCUGAUCUACGACAAAGUCUUCAGCCCCAACCGAAUGCUUGUCUUCUACUUUGUGCGCUGCCUGCUUGGCUUCUCCUGCGCACUGCUCGAAACUUACUUCUAUAAGAGCGUCUGUAGAAGAUUUGGGGUGCACAUAGGCCGCCUCACCCUGCUCUUCCUCCUCUUCAGUCCUGGCAUGUUUAUCGCCAGCUCGGCCUUCCUGCCUUCAUCAUUUUCAAUGUUGAUGGUGAUUUUGAGUAUGACAGCGUGGUUUGAGCGGCAAUACGCCCUUGCCGUCCUUGCCACGGCCCUUUCCUCCCUGCUCAGUUGGCCCUUUGCGGCCCUCAUUGGAGUGCCAAUUGCUUUUGAAAUGGUUUUUCUGCGGAGACAGGUUUUGGACUUUGUCAAAUACUCUGUCAUCUCCCUAGUCAUAGUUUUGGCUCCAAUUGCGAAAAUCGACUCAGACAACUAUGGCAAGGUGGUGGUGGCGCCACUCAACAUUGUCCUCUACAACGUCUUCUCUUCCUCCAGAGGGCCUGACCUUUAUGGCACUGAGCCGUGGCAUUUCUACCUGAGCAACGGUUUCCUCAACUUCAACCUCGUUUUUCCCCUUGCCCUCAUCAGCCUCCUCACAACAGCUGUUGUGAUUCUGAUCAGUGAAAAGCCAGAUCAAAGGUUGCCUAACUUCCUCCACCUGAGCCCCCUGUACCUUUGGCUGGCGGUUUUUGGACUUCAGCAGCAUAAGGAAGAGAGAUUUCUCUUUCCAAUUUACCCGUUGGUUUGUUUCUGUGGGGCUGUCGCCUUGGAUGGUCUGCAGAGGAUAGUUUUCUUCACGCUGAAGAAAGUCACCAGGAUGAACCUAUCAAACUAUCUGCGCCAAACAAAUUUCUUUGCUGUCGGAACAGCAAUCAUUUUUGUCCUCCUCGGACUGUCCAGAAGUUUUGCCCUUUACAAAGGUUAUCACGCUCCGCUGGACAUUUACAUGGAGUUGGCCAAGUUUGGUUCAAGCAACUCCUUUGGCCCCAACAGUGAAAUCAAUGUGUGCGUCGGAAAGGAGUGGCACAGAUUUCCCUCCAGUUUUUUCCUGCCUGACAACAGGUGGAAUUUACGAUUUCUCGAGUCUGAGUUCAAAGGACAGCUCCCACAGCCGUACCAACCGGGGCCCGAUGGCACUUCAGUCGUUCCUCCUAACAUGAAUGACAUGAACCAAGAGGAGCGCUCCAGAUAUUUCGAUAUUGGAAAGUGUGAUUUUCUGGUUGACUUGGAAACAAAUCAAGAAACAAAGCUAGAGCCGAAUUAUGCCAAGGAUACUACAAAGUGGGACUUGGUCCAUUCCAUUCCUUUCUUAGACAAUGAGAGAUCUCCAAAGCUGUUGAGGGCAUUUUACAUUCCAUUCCUGACAGAGGAGGCGUGCACCUACGCCUCAUACCAGUUGCUCAAAGCGUCCCGAGGUCAAAAGGGUCGCAGAGUCGGGGUCAAGUAGUCAUCAUUUGUUGUUCGACUGAUUUUGUUUAUGUGCGUUCAAUAAAUUUCUAAUUAAAGACUGA
Messenger RNA from Neocloeon triangulifer, 2072 nucleotides. It is a transcript of the gene Alg9, whose product is annotated as alpha-1,2-mannosyltransferase ALG9. Gene Ontology annotation, molecular function: alpha-1,2-mannosyltransferase activity. Gene Ontology annotation, cellular component: endoplasmic reticulum membrane. Bases 164 to 2008 code for a protein of 614 amino acids. The record is from RefSeq and is a predicted model, not a curated record. NCBI's taxonomy places the organism in Eukaryota, Metazoa, Arthropoda, Insecta, Ephemeroptera, Baetidae. The transcript has 13 exons. Gene Ontology annotation, biological process: protein N-linked glycosylation.